Messenger RNA from Talpa occidentalis (Iberian mole), 4479 nucleotides. It is a transcript of the gene EXOSC6, whose product is annotated as exosome component 6. Gene Ontology annotation, cellular component: nuclear exosome (RNase complex); nucleolus; cytoplasmic exosome (RNase complex). Lineage: Eukaryota; Metazoa; Chordata; Mammalia; Eulipotyphla; Talpidae. Gene Ontology annotation, biological process: nuclear mRNA surveillance; rRNA catabolic process; U4 snRNA 3'-end processing. The record is from RefSeq and is a predicted model, not a curated record. Bases 3 to 821 code for a protein of 272 amino acids. The transcript has a single exon.
CCAUGCCGGGCGACCACCGCCGCAUCCGCGGGCCCGAGGAGUCGCAGCCGCCGCAGCUGUACGCAGCCGCCGAGGACGAGGCGCCCGCCGCCCGCGACCCGACGCGCCUGCGGCCCGUGUACGCGCGCGCGGGGCUGCUGAGCCAGGCCAAGGGCUCGGCCUACCUGGAGGCGGGGGGCACCAAGGUGCUGUGCGCCGUCUCGGGCCCGCGCCAGGCCGAGGGCAGCGAGCGCGGGGGCGGCCCGGCGGGGGCGGGCGGCGAGGCCCCCGCCGCCCUGCGCGGCCGCCUGCUCUGCGACUUCCGCCGCGCGCCCUUCUCGGGCCGGCGGCGCCGCGCACCCCCGGGCGGCGGCGAGGAGCGCGAGCUGGCGCUGGCGCUGCAGGAGGCGCUGGAGCCCGCCGUGCGCCUGGGCCGGUACCCGCGCGCGCAGCUCGAGGUGUCGGCGCUGCUGCUCGAGGACGGCGGCUCGGCCCUGGCCGCCGCGCUCACGGCCGCCGCGCUCGCCCUGGCCGACGCGGGCGUGGAGAUGUACGACCUGGUGGUGGGCUGCGGCCUGAGCCGCGCGCCGGGGCCCGCGCCCACCUGGCUGCUCGACCCCACGCGGCUGGAGGAGGAGCGCGCCGCCGCCGGCCUCACCGUGGCGCUCAUGCCGGUGCUCAACCAGGUGGCCGGGCUGCUGGGCAGCGGGGAGGGCGGCCCGACCGAGAGCUGGGCCGAGGCGGUGCGCCUGGGCCUCGAGGGCUGCCAGCGCCUCUACCCGGUGCUGCAGCAGUGCUUGGUGCGGGCCGCCCGCCGGAGGGGCGCCGCCGCCCCUUCCUGACCCCCGAGCCUGAGAGACUGGCCGCCGCCGACCCCCAGCUGCAGCCCUCUCCGAAAGGACCCGCGCCGUCGGCCUCCACACUGCACCCAGCCGAGCGCGCAGGGCUCGCCAGAGCAUCCGCGGAAGCUAUGGAAGGGAUGCUCUGGACAGUGUGUUUAAACGAAUUUUCACAGACUGUUCCAUGAAAGAAGUUUUCUGCUUGAACUGGUUCCCAGCCACGACCCAGCUGGAAGAAACCUGACUCGAAGUUGGAAAGAACGGCAGCUCCACUUAACUGGAAAACGGAACCUGGACUUACUGUCUUGUAGGGAUGGACCCUGUGCAGGCCAGUCAGGGACUCCUGUGUAACUGCACUGCUUUUGAGAGAAAGGACAGAGGGCUGUGCCUUCUCAUUUUUAUCUGAGUUAGAACAUAACAAAAACCCCUUUUACAUCUGAAAAGCCUUCUGUCGUGCUUCUUCACUGGUCCAGGAGGUAAAGAAGGUUUUGCAUAUUUCCACUCUGGUGUCUGGUGUCGAGGACUUGGGGCCAGUUGGUGUAGGGAAAUGUGAUUUGGAGGAGAAGCAGCCUGUCAGGUACAGAGUUGCGGCCACCGCUGAGGUGUGACUGAGUGGGGAGAGUUUCAUGGCUCCAGGAGGACUCUGGGGGUGUCCCCUAACCCCUGAUUUAGUGCUGGGCACGACCACAGCUCAGAGUUGAGUAGCUGGAAAGGGUUUGGUUCUGGGUGAAAUGCAGACCCAUCCUUCCCUACCCACGUGCAGAGCAGCACAGCCAGAGGCCUCCCUGUUUGCUGGUAAGGGGGGGGGGGGCACGCAGGUUUCAUUAUCUGAUGCCCCUUGUCCAGACUUGGUUCCAGCAGGAGGGCAGAUAAACUGCCAGGAGUGAAAUGCUGGAUGCUGGGAAAGCAGAUGGGCCUCAGAGCAGAGCUGGCCUGACAGACCCCAAGGCUGUGUUCUUCCCUUGGUGGCUUUUGAACCCAGUGGGUUUGUGCUCAGGUAUGGAGGAAGGGCAGCCCUUUCUGCACCCCAGGAGGGUGUGAGUUUCUCUAAAUUAGGUGUUUCAGGGGCCUGCUCAGCCUGGGCAGCCCAAGCAGCAGAAUGAGACCAGAGACCACACCAAGAACCCCUGACCAGGGAAAUAUACAAGUUUUAUUUUCCCCCUCCUGACAAUACAUCUUUCCAGAGCAGAUCUGAUGGAAACAAGACAUAACACCCCUGUUUUGUAGGGUGAUGGGAAAAAGUGUACUCAGAAGGACUGUGGGACACACACCAGGCACCUUAAAGCUCAGUUUCAGACUGGAAGGGGGACUGCAGGAACUUGGGUGUUUCCUGAGCACCGAUGUGGCUGCAGGAAGCUGUGUGGGUGGGCUUACUCUCCACCUAGACUGAAGACUGGCAGGACCCAGGAGGGGACAAGACCAGCUGAAACAGCUGCCGGCCUGCAGGGGGCUGAGGGUGCUCUCGGAAGCCCUGUGCAGCCGCUCCUUGCACGACUGGGCCUCAGCUGCUGAGGCUGGUCAGCUGGUGCCAGCCCCCAGACCACCAUCUGGAAAAGGACCUCCAGGACACUGGCCACUCUGGGGAGGCUCCCCAGCUGGUCAGGCUGAACUGUUCUACUACUUCUGUGGCCCUCUAGAAAGGUGCCUCUAGUUGCAAGGGUACUUCUGGGAGGCCUUUAGAAAAACCCCACAGGUGAGGAAGGGAGCCACUCUGGAAGAUGCUGGAAGCUAAGAGCCUGGAAAGGUGCCAGCUUCCUACUGGCUGUCUUGCUUCUCUGAUGUGUGAUUCUUCACCUGUAGGAAAUACAUCAUCUAACAUCUCCCAGUCUCCCUGAAUUCCCCACCUCCUUUCUUGGCAACUUGGGCAGCUCAGUGCUACUCUAGAUUUUUCCUGAGACGCAGAACCCAGAACCACCAGGUUCCAGUGCAGAUGUGGCUCAGACCUGGGCAACAGUGACAGCCCUCUGGAACCCAGGUGCUGAAGGGAAGAUCUGUGUGGGUGAAGGGGAAUAGGGUUCUGUACUGUCAACCCCCGGUAGCCUGGAAUUGCUGAGAUGGCCUAAACAGCAGUGGGAGCAAGACUCCCUUCGGGACACCAAUCUGGGAGGAGGGUAUCAUACGUGUAUGGAUAUUCUCCAUCCAGAAAGGCCAUGUACCAAUACUUCCUUGAGGAGCAUGGCCCAGUGCAGACAGCCAAAGACCCUGGGCAGUAGGGGAGGCAGGAGAAGGGCAAAAAUCUGACUUUUAACAGGUUUGGCAGGUGGUUUCUGGGCAAGGGGUCUGGCAUGAAGCCUACUGUGACAUUCCUUCGACAAUGCUCAAACCCCACCCCCUUCCAGAAGGAGAUGGUGUUUCAACCCAGAAUGGUCCAGCUGAGCUGUUAAGCUUGGGAAGUGCCCAAGUUGUCAUCUAGGCAUUUCCAUGGUGGAAAUCAUGCAUCCCCCCACCCCACCAAUAUGGCUCCUGCACAAAUCUGAGUCCCUCCCUUACCCACAGGAAAGCCACAAGGACCCAAACACUAGGAGGGUGAGAAUGGGGAAGGUGCCAGGUCACUCACUGCCUUCGGGUCUGUGCUCUCCUCCCAGCUGUACACCUCUGCACAGGCCCUCUGGCCCCUGAGCUGCUUCUGGGAUUCGGUGGUUCUGCAUGAAGAAGCUGCACUCCCAGGAGCCCAGUUCCCGUCACUGUCCUCUGUCCCUGUGCAGUGAGAGUCACGGUCGAUGGCUGGGCUUGGAGGGCCCUGCUGACUCCAGAACAGGCCCUUAAUGCCCAACACUGAUCAGGGGUGUCUAGGGCUUGAGGGAAUAAGACAAGGUGGGCUGGGACUGCCCCGGCUCCAGAUAACUAUUGUAGGUGGGGGCUAGGCCAACCCAGAAGGCAUGAGUGUCCUCAAGUCACUGGAACAGCCAGAGGGAGCAGGAGGAAGGGCACGCCUGUGCAGGGCAGACUGCAAACUUCCCUCAGCAGUGGGGAAGUUGAAGCCUGUUGUGAGGAGGCCCUUCAGGGGUGUCUGACCUGGAGGCUGGGCCCUCUGCCGGUCCAUGCACUCCAGACUCUGCAACAGGCCGUCCACUUGGGCUUUGAUCUGGCUCAGUUCCCCCACGAUGGAAUGCAGCUCCCUAGUCCGAACUGUUAGGAUGGAUCAGAGGACAGAAUUGGUGAUGGGUCCAGCAGGACAGAUUACAGUGCCGCCAGGGCUCCCUGGCUGCAGUGAAGGCUGGGCCUCCUCACUCACACUUGAUCUGCUCCGGAGGCAGGUGGCUAUUCCUGGGAAUCUUGUGGGGACUAAAGCUGCCCUUGACUCCCAUGCUCACAUGGGUCCUCCGCAUCUUGACAGGCACACGGUUGAUGAGUGGAGGGAUCCUCUGGUAUUUAUACACCCUAGAGGGACAGGAUAGAGGGAGUCAGGCCAACCAGCCCCACCUGUGUGCCCAAAGGAAGGCAGGGGCAAGAACUACCCACCUGUACGAGACAUCGUCCCUGCGCAGCUCGUAGUCCAGAUCAUAGUUUUUGCUGCUGUGAAGGAGAGACAUGGGGAAGAGGUCACCACUGGGGCCGGACACAGUCUAACUUGGAGAAACAUUUAAGAAGUUUUUCCUUAGAAUCCUGGGAUUCUCCACCAUAAGAGACCAUAGGCCUUGCUCAAGGUCACCUUGUGAGA